Striga asiatica is the source of this 690-nucleotide messenger RNA. The record is from the annotation of a GenBank genome assembly. NCBI's taxonomy places the organism in Eukaryota, Viridiplantae, Streptophyta, Magnoliopsida, Lamiales, Orobanchaceae.
AUGGGGGGAAAAAUUAGCGGCAAGACGAGCGAGAGGUCAGGGACAGUGUUCUCCAGCGAGAGGAAAACUGAAAGAACGCAACAGGAAUGGCCGAGCGAGAGGAGGAAAUCCUCUGUUCCGGCAAUCUUGACGACUAUGCCGCCGCCGCCGCCGCAUCCCUCAUUUCCUUCGCGCGCGAAAGCUCCCUCAUCAGCAAAGAGGGCAGCGUUCCUCCGCUCCUCAAGCUCGCUAAGGAAGGGUGGGCUGAGGGACAAGAGAAUGCAGUCCAAGCGAUCGGGGCCGCGACUCGAAAAGUGUCGAGCAGAUAGUGAACGACAAGGCUUCAAGUCAGAUGCACUUGAUGGUGACCUAGUUAAUUUGUGGGCUUCAAGUCUUGGUGAUGAUGGUGCACCUGCAGUGAAUAGGAGCAUAUUGAGUGUGUGCCUACGUGACCAAGCUGCUACUGCAUUAAUCAUUAUGGAGAUCUUCAUGACUCUAUCUGAAGAGCUGAAUAUGUUAUGCACUUUAGACAGGUUUGAAGAGAAACGUAUUGAAUGAAAUUGAGAUGAUCCUCGAGUUAACGACGAUUCUUUUAUUGUUCUCUUAUUUUAUUUCUUUUAGUAAUUUGUAAAGUUUGUUCCAUUAUAUACACUGAUUAGCUCUAAUCCUUUUUAUAGAACACCUUUGUUGUUUAAACAGUAUUUAAAUUUC